AUGGUGGACGGGGAGGUGGUGACCGUCACCCGCUGGCCCGAUGACGCACCAGGCACGCAGUUGCUGUCCAUCCGGGUGGAUAAGUCGGUGGACGACCUCUUCCUGCUAGCCUACGGGUCCAGCACCGACUUCACCACCCAGCUGCACGCGGCGGUGGGCAACCGGGAGGUGGUCGCCAGCGACUGGCGCACCAGCACCAACCAGCUGUCGACCAGCGCGGACACCAACACGCCGCCUGCGCUGGGCGCGCUGCGGCCUGGCUGGGUGCGCAGGGUCCGCUUCCUGGGCACCUCCAUGGGCUCCGCCUUCAAGACAGUGGAGUUGCAGCAGCUGGAGGAGGCGCGGCCGGGGGCGGCCUACCGUUUGGAGGUCUGCGUCAGCACCACCGCCACCUACGGCGACAAGUUCCGGCCCGUGCUGCGACACACGUUGGCCGCUGCGGGGCCGGGCGCCAGCGUCCUCACCAUCUCCGCCACCGUCGUAUUCGUGGGCAAGGUCAAUGGCUUCAUCAAGGGCAUGAUUGAGCGGGGCGCACGCGACGGCAUGGUGAAGAACUACGCGGCCUUCCGGAAGACGCUGCAGGGCUUUGCGACGUUUGGCUCGGAGCUCGUGGAGGCCACUGCCCCAUGGGCGCAGGCAGCGCAAGGCCUGCCGGGCCUGGCCACGCUGGGGUCGCCCGUUCUGCAGGGCGCGCUGUGCACGCUGUGCGCGCUGUCCCUGCUCCAGUUUGUCGUCCAGGUGCUGGCCUUCCUGCACCGCGCCAGCCGCGACCCGCAGGACACGGUCUCCGGUUUGGCGCACGUCGCCUUCAAGGUCAUCCCCGUCCCCGAGUCCAGCGGCCAUGUCCUGGCGGCCGCCGGCAUCCUGCUGGCGCCGGCGCCAGGCGGCACGCCAGCGCCGGCGCCCGUGGAGGCCGAGGGCCAGAGCGAGGGCGUCAAGUACGAGGGGUAUGCGGAGGCCAUAGCCAUAGCGCAGGGCCAGGCUUCCAGUCCUGCCGCCCUGCCACCUGCCCCCUUUGCCAACUCGACGCCAGACAAGGCCGUCCCGACCCCAGACGCCAGUCCCGCCAAGUCGGUGACAUCGACGGGCCCUGGCUCCGUCCCAGGGACACCUGGGACAAAUCCUGCCCCUCAAGCCAUCCUAGAAGGCCUGGAGCGGGGGGAGAGCGAGACGGAUGUGCUAGCGGAGCGGCUGAUGAGCCCCAGGGGCCGGGCCAGAGACCUACUGGGCCCCACCUCGCGCCAAGCGGGCGGCCAGGCCGUGAUGGAGGAGGUGUUUGAGAACGAGAGGCUCCAGCCCUUCCGAGGCUGGGGCCACACGUGGCCGGGCCACUUCCUCCCUACCGACCGUGUGAAUCGCUGGUCGCUGCGCGAGGUCCCGGGGAAGGCCCCUGGCUCCCCCGCCUUCCUCCCGCCCUUCCCUGUGAAUCCUGCACCCCGCCUGAAUACACCCGCCCAGGGCUGGCGCUGGCUGGAGUCCACCUGGCACCUGGACCUCUCCGGCCAGCUGGUGGAUGCGGUGGAUGCCGACGGCUGGGCGUACGGCCUGGACUUUGGGUGGCUGGUGUUCCCCUUUCCCGAGGGCGGCGGGCAGAAGAAGUACUCUGACUUCGUCAGGCGGCGACGCUGGAUCCGCAUGCGGGUUCCGGUGGAGGAGGGGCUGGGGGGGGACGCCGCGCCGGCGGAGGGGGACGAGGCGGUGCUCGCGGCCGAGCCGCGCGGCGCCUCCCUGCUGCUCCCGGGGUCCAGCGCUUCGGGCUGCGCGGGCCCGAUCCAAGACAGCGAGGGCCAGUGCAGGGCGCUGGCGGCCACCCUCGCGGCCGCGGCCGUCGCCGCAGCCCUGUCCCUGGCCGCAGGGGAGCGAGGGAGGGAACCCCUUGUGGAUGCCUGGCCACGUGAGGGGGACGGGGGCCACGUCGGCGUGGACCCUGGACCCAGCGAUCUGCAAGUCGGUGACGGUGAGACCCCAGGCGGCGCGCAUGAGGAGGGGAGGACUGAGUCGGCUGCCGAGCCGGCAGCGGCCUCUGCCGGGCUGGACGAGGGGACGGCCGGCGAGGAUGCCGCCUCGGUGGUGUCUCCGGCCAGCUCUGAUGGGACUGAAGGGGGCUCAGUGGCCCCUGACACCGGACAUCUCAUGCUCUAG
Messenger RNA from Auxenochlorella protothecoides, 2142 nucleotides. RefSeq lists its product as hypothetical. Bases 1 to 2142 code for a protein of 713 amino acids. Lineage: Eukaryota; Viridiplantae; Chlorophyta; Trebouxiophyceae; Chlorellales; Chlorellaceae. Gene Ontology annotation, cellular component: membrane. The record is from RefSeq and is a predicted model, not a curated record. The transcript is spliced from 11 exons.